Messenger RNA from Perca flavescens (yellow perch), 2432 nucleotides. Its product is annotated as sodium/hydrogen exchanger 6. Gene Ontology annotation, cellular component: plasma membrane; recycling endosome. Bases 149 to 2248 code for a protein of 699 amino acids. The transcript is spliced from 16 exons. The record is from RefSeq and is a predicted model, not a curated record. NCBI's taxonomy places the organism in Eukaryota, Metazoa, Chordata, Actinopteri, Perciformes, Percidae. Gene Ontology annotation, molecular function: potassium:proton antiporter activity; sodium:proton antiporter activity. Gene Ontology annotation, biological process: sodium ion import across plasma membrane; potassium ion transmembrane transport; regulation of intracellular pH.
UUGAAGAACCGGAAGUUCCAGUGUUUUGGUAACGGCUGCGGAAGAAGUGGUCAUUUGGCCGAUAUCUCGUCCAAGCAGUAGUUUCCCAUCAAAACCCGAUACUAAUUCAACGACAAAUGUAACGUUAACCGUUUCACAGAAAUUCACAAUGGGGUUUACACCGAGACGCUUUCUUGGUGUUAAACCGUCGAAAGCGCUCCUGUUGUUGCCUUUUCUGUUGACAUUCUUGCUCGUCGGGAGCCAAGGCGAGAGCAGUGCGAUGGACAACGUCUCAACUGAGAGGCUGGCUGAGGAAAGCCACCGACAGGACAGUGCCAAUCUACUCAUAUUCAUAAUGCUUUUAACACUCACCAUUUUAACUAUAUGGCUGUUCAAACACAGGCGAUUUAGGUUCCUGCACGAAACUGGACUAGCCAUGAUCUAUGGCCUGUUGGUGGGUGUGAUCCUGCGGUUCGGCAUACAUGUGCCCCAGAACAUGAGUGACGUGAUCCUCAGCUGUGCUGUCAACGCCAGUCCCGCUACUCUGCUGGUCAACGUUAGUGGGCGAUUCUACGAGUACACUCUGAAGGGGGAAGUCAGCCGAGGCAAAGGUCUUCAAGUGCAGGACGAUGAGAUGCUGAGAAAGGUGACCUUUGACCCAGAAGUGUUUUUUAACAUUUUGCUGCCUCCCAUCAUCUUCCACGCCGGUUACAGCCUGAAAAGGAGACAUUUCUUCAGAAACAUCGGCUCCAUCUUGGCCUAUGCUUUCAUGGGAACAGUUAUCUCCUGCUUUGUUAUUGGGCUGAUUAUGUAUGGCUUUGUGUCCUUCAUGAAAGUUGUGGGCCAGCUUGGGGGAGAUUUUUUCUUUACUGACUGCCUCUUAUUUGGGGCCAUCAUUUCAGCAACAGACCCAGUGACGGUGCUGGCUAUCUUCAAUGAGCUAAAAGUAGAUGUGGACCUGUAUGCUUUACUCUUUGGGGAGAGUGUCCUCAAUGAUGCUGUGGCCAUCAUCCUUUCUUCUUCCAUUGCGGCGUACCAGCCUGCAGGAGACAACAGCCACAGCUUUGAGGCUAUGGCCAUGUUGAAAUCCUUCGGCAUCUUCCUGGGCGUCUUUAGUGGAUCCUUUGCUCUUGGGGUGGCCACUGGAGUCAUGACCGCUCUAGUGACCAAGUUCACUAAGCUGAGGGACUUCCCCUUGCUAGAGACGGCUCUCUUCUUCCUUAUGUCUUGGAGCACCUUCCUAUUGGCUGAGGCCUGCGGGUUCACAGGCGUAGUGGCGGUGCUGUUCUGUGGGAUCACUCAGGCUCACUACACCUUCAACAAUCUCUCCCCUGACUCUCAGGACAGGACCAAACAGUUGUUUGAGCUGCUGAACUUCCUGGCAGAGAACUUCAUCUUCUCCUACAUGGGUCUGACUCUCUUCUCCUUCCAGUCACACGUCUUCAACCCUAUGUUCAUCGUCGGGGCCUUUGUGGCGGUGUUUCUGGGCAGGGCUGCAAACAUCUACCCUUUGUCCUUCCUGCUCAACCUGGGCCGCAAGAACAAGAUUGGAUACAACUUUCAGCAUGUCAUGAUGUUUGCAGGUCUGCGUGGGGCGAUGACCUUUGCUCUUUCUAUCCGAGACACAGCGACUUACGCCCGUCGGAUGAUGUUUUCAACCACCCUCCUAAUAGUCUUCUUCACUGUCUGGGUCUGUGGAGGGGGGACCACGCCCAUGCUGACCUUCAUGAGCAUACCGGUGGGUGUGGAUGCUAAUCAAGACAACUCCAGUUCAACAAUGUUGGAUGGGUCACAGCGGAGGAACACCAAACAUGAGAGCGCCUGGCCCUUCAAGAUCUGGUAUAACUUUGAUCACAACUACCUGAAGCCCCUCCUGACCCACAGCGGCCCUCCUCUGACUGCUACUCUGCCUACUUGUUGUGGGCCGCUGGCACGAUGCCUCACCAGCCCACAGGCCUAUGAGAACGAAGGCCGGCUCCACGACGAUGACUCCGACUUCAUCCUGAACGAUGCCAGCGUGAGCUCCAUGUUCGCCGACGUCACCAUCAGCACGGACGCAUCCGGAUCCCACACCGUCAACCGCUCCUCCACCACCGGGGGCGGCCCGUCUGAUGAAGGUCUGGAUCAUGAGCUCGCCUUGGCGGAACAUGAAGUGGCGAUCAGGGGCACCCGCCUGGUCCUGGAUGACCCAGUGGAGCCCCCGACCACUGUCACCCUGCCCCCGCCACCCUCCCCGCCACGCUCGGAACCUCGCAGGCACAGACUGUAGGAAUGCUUACACUGUCUGGAUGAAGUUUGUUGUUUUAAAAAAAAAAUCACAAAUCAUCUAAUUUGGUUUCUCAAGAAAAUAGCAUCUGAUAGUUGAUUUGUUUGGAUUUUUGAUUGAAAAACAAACCGCUUCACAUAAAAGUCACCAUGUCGGUGGGACCACCUAUCUACCAUGUUUUUAAAAA